AUGAGCACCCGGGAUGUUAUACAAGGGGGUUCCAUGUUUCCUCGAUACCGUUGGAGAGCAUCAAACAUGGCAGCCGCGAUGAUGAAAAGUCGGAAGGACAGGGUGAACAGAGACGACGCGAAAGCAGUGGAACCUCCGGUUGAAGAUAUGUCGGGAGAGUUACAGACGAUACCUGCGCGCCAUGGCGUCGCGACGUUUGUGCCACGAGGCAGGACAAUCAAGGUGAUCAACACCUAUGGCAAGCAGGUAGUUAGCAUGUGGGCGUUUAGCCUGGGUCCACCACCUGACAAAGAUGAAGAAGAGGAGGCAAUUAACGAGCAAAAAGUGCAAGAGGAAACUGAGGGUUUGAAGAAGGCCGUUGAGGCUGGGGCUGGGGCUGGGGAGAAUAUGGCGACUGUUAUGAAAGAAGAAGGAAACAAUAGCGAAGUGGUUGACGAUAAUACUGAGGAUGGGGAGGAGAGCAAAGAAUCUAAGUCUGUGACUAAAGACGCCAAGGGUACUCCAGACGACGGACAUCAAAUCGAGGAGGCGCCCACCGCCCAAAAGAAUAAUACGUCUACCGAGAACGGAGAUGCUUCCUCCAAGGAAGUCCCAAAGCGAUCGUGGGCAUCAUACCUUCCUUCUAUCCCAUAUCGUAACAAAGGUACCACGAGCAAGCUUGGCAACGAGAAAAAGCCGGAUGCAGAAGAACAAAAGGCACAGAACGAAGCCAACACCAAGAAGUGGUCUUCCUACAUUCCCACUGGCAAGAGCUUCUCAAGCUAUGUUCCCAACGUACAACUCCCAGACUCCAAGGAAGCAGUGAGCGCCUUCAAGGCAAGUCAUUACCGUGAUCCGAACAAAAGUUAUGCCGAGCAACUCUACGAUUUCUCCAAAACUCCCGUCGGUGCUGGCACAAUCGCUGCGGCAACAGGCUCAGGCUACGCCUCCUCCGUCUACGCCGCCUACUCAGCCUAUGCCUCCACACACCCAUCCUCCUCCUCCCAACCCCCCAUGGAAUACCUUUCUCUCCCCCACACUCGCGCCUCCUCCCACAAACUAGUCCCAGAAGUAAAUGACCAACUCCUCACCAAUCUCCGCAAUCCCAUCGUCUCGCUCAUCGAAGACACCUCUCCCGGCGCACACGACACCCUCACCGCUGCCUGCGACGCAAACCAGUACCUAGCCCUCGGCGUUGACAAACCUGAAGAACAUGGCUCCUGCGCCGAGAACCUGGUCCUCGCGCUCAAGGAAUUGAACCAGACGGCGGGCCUCAAGGGCGCCAAAGCGAUUGGUGCGGAUAUCAGUGUGAAUAUCGCGCCGACGCCUCUUCACCUGUUUAUGAACGCGCCGUUGCAUUUCGAACAUGCGGAUCCAAAAGGCGCAGGCGCCCUGGGAAUUACCCUGAGCGUGGAGGAGCCCGUGGGAAAGAAGAGAUCGUUUGUGAGGUUCCGGGCUGAGAGAGAUGUCGUGGUCGUGCUGAGUGCGUGUCCGAUGGAGGUCGGCCAGCAGAAUGGCGGGAGAUGUAUGGCGGCGAAUUUCAUGGUCGAGGAUGUAGCCGACGGGGAGGAUUUGGCGGCGUCAGUGACGAAGGGUGGGGCUGCAAGGGGUGAGGGGGGGAAAGUACAGAGGAAGGGGGGUGUGCAGGAGAAGUUGAAGGAGAAGGAGGAGAAUACAAUCAAUGAACAAAAGCCGAAAGCCGGGAAACAAGAAGACGUAGCGCCGGUAAUGCAAGACAAAGAUAAUGGAGACGAGGAGAUGUCUCCAUCCCAACCAUCGCCCACACAACAUUCAAACAACAAGGAAGAACAGCAACAGCAACAACAACCCACAGACCCCAACCCCAAACCCAAGAAAAAACCACGCAAGUUACAAUCGCGAAACACGUCUUCUACAACGUAA
Molecule: messenger RNA, 1881 nt
Organism: Plenodomus lingam JN3
Lineage: Eukaryota; Fungi; Ascomycota; Dothideomycetes; Pleosporales; Leptosphaeriaceae
Source: RefSeq, a predicted model, not a curated record